UUUCGACCCAUUUGCUUCUAUCGGUUUGUUCGAAUAUUUCUUUCAGCAAAAACCCCUUUUUUCAUUUUCUCUCUCGCAUUUGUCCUCGGUAGAUUAACCAACUAAAGAAAGGGAACAUCUACUUUUGAAUAGCGUGGUCGGCAAAAUAUAGAAGAUAAGUAGAGGUCUCUCUCAAUUUUGCCUUGCCCUUAUAUGCAAGGAAUAUUUUUUGGUCUGCUUGGAUAACUAGAUUCUGUGUGAAGUCAUCAUCACAGAGGAAGGAAGAAGUUUCCUUCAAAGACCGGAUUAUUAUAUAUAGACCUUAGUUUUCCUUGUUAAUUCAUCUUCACACUCUACCUCUUAUUGCUAAAAUCCUUCAUAGAAAUCAUCUUCAUACUCUAACUCUUGUUGCUAGAAUCUUUCACAGCAAAACUUCAAUUUCAUACUAGAAAAUGAAGAAAAUUGUGUUGAAAACAGAAAUGAAUAGUGAGAAAUGCAAGAGAAAGGUGUUGCAAACUAUUGCUGGGAUCCAAGGAGUUGACUCUGUAAGUGUGGAUUUAAAGGAGAAAAGGAUAACUGUGAUAGGAGAUGCAGACCCUGUGGUGUUAACAAAUAAGCUAAGAAAGUGCAGAUUUACAGAACUGGUUAGUGUGAGUGCCUUCAGAGAAGAGCAAGUGAGAUAUUCUGAUGAGAUAGGUGGGAGUCAUGUCUAUGGUAGACGCCCUUAUUCAAAUUCAUAUACUCCACCAGGAGGAUUCCAUGCUCUCACUGAUGGAGAUCAUUAUUCUUACUGAUUGACAGCUCUGUGCAGAGUACAUAUUGUAUAGAACAACAUGAUUUGUGAUAUUGGGUUAAGUGAAAAAAACCCAAUUCAUGAGAUUGCUCUUUGGAGUGAAGUUUUUAUGUUUUACUUCGGCCUCCAUCUUCUUUUAGUGAUCCAUGGCUGGAGCAUACCAGCUUAGAGUUGAGUUUCUAU
Messenger RNA from Cryptomeria japonica (Japanese cedar), 955 nucleotides. RefSeq names its product heavy metal-associated isoprenylated plant protein 39. The coding region runs from base 432 to 773 and encodes 113 amino acids. Gene Ontology annotation, molecular function: metal ion binding. The transcript is spliced from 3 exons. Lineage: Eukaryota; Viridiplantae; Streptophyta; Pinopsida; Cupressales; Cupressaceae. The record is from RefSeq and is a predicted model, not a curated record.